AUGUAUUAUCGUUAUACAUUACGACGUCGUCUGAUAAUAAUUUUUUUAAUAUUAAUCAGUAUUUUCUUUCUAUUCACAAUUAUAACAACUAAAGAAAAUUAUUCUUUUCCAUUAAAAAUUAUUGAUCGAACAAUAAUACUUAUUCGUACUUCAUCUCGUUGUCAAUCACGUUUAGAUUAUCUUCAUCAAAGCUGGUUAUCAUCAAAUCUCGCUAAACAAUCAAAUAUUUAUUUAUUAACUGAUAAAAUACGAAAUUAUUCAAAUUUAAAUUUAUUUAAAAAUAUUAUUGAAACAAAUUGUACUGAAACACAUAAUAUAUUUGAUUUAUGUUGUAAAACUUCACAUGAAUUUGAAUUAUUUUAUAAUUUAACUGAAAGAAAUUUAAAUCUUGAUUGGAUGUGUCGUUUUGAUGAUGAUCAAUAUGUUAAUCUGAAUAAUUUAUAUAAAUUUUUAUCUCAAAUUGAUUCAUCUAAACCAUAUUAUAUUGGUAGAACAAGUAUAAAUAAACGUUUGAAAAUUCCUAAACAUAAUCGAACGUAUACAUUUGCAACUUAUGGUGCUGGUGUAUGUUUUUCUCGUGUAUUACUUGAAAAACUUCGUCCAUAUGUUAACAAAACUAUUUUACCAAUUAAUUGUGUUAAACAUCAUUCACCUGAUGAUGUUUAUAUAGGUUAUUUAAUUGAAUUUAUUUUAAAUAUAUCAUUAACAUCAUUAAAAGAACUUUUUCAUUCACAUUUAGAAAAACUUGAUAUAUCAUUUCGUUCUUUUAAUAUAGACUAUUUACAAAAUGCAAUUACAUUUGGUUUUGCUUGGGAUCGUUAUAAACUUUCAUGGUUACCAAUAAUUCACCAAUUGAUAGAAUUAAUUCGUAAAGGAGAAAUAAACUCAGCUAAACUUUUAUGGGCAUUCUUACAGAAUUAUGAAAAAGAACAUCCAGAAAAUUUAAAAAAUCAAUCUGAUCAAUCAUGUUUAGUACGUCAUAUAAAACAAAAACAAUAG
Molecule: messenger RNA, 999 nt
Organism: Adineta steineri
Lineage: Eukaryota; Metazoa; Rotifera; Eurotatoria; Adinetida; Adinetidae
Source: the annotation of a GenBank genome assembly